Messenger RNA from Oikopleura dioica, 318 nucleotides. NCBI's taxonomy places the organism in Eukaryota, Metazoa, Chordata, Appendicularia, Copelata, Oikopleuridae. The record is from the annotation of a GenBank genome assembly.
AUGAGAAUCCCAAUUUCAUCCCUUUUCGCGGUGCACUCCAGCUUCGACAGUUCCCUCAAUCCUGCAUUGCCAGAAUACGCGGAGAGGAGCCAAGCAAAGUUCAAUGAAGAAAUGGCCUCAAGUUGGAGCCAACGUCGACGGGACUUUUCCCGCGGCGUUUCGGGAAUGAACGCAAUGUGGAAUAACGGCGAGAAGAAUGUGAUUCUAGCUACGGCAAAGCCGGCGAAAAUGCUGAAUAUCCAGGACCUGAUCGACCGACUUUCGCAAAAAUACAACCAAGAUCCUCGGCUAAUGAACUCUAAGUCACCAAAAGACUAG